GAGGCGUUCGAGCGGAUGGCGUUCUACGGGGUGGCGUCGAACCUGGUGGUGUACCUGACGACGCAGAUGCGGCAGGAGACGGUGUCGUCGGUGCGCAGCGUCAACAACUGGACGGGGGCGGUGUGGAUGACGCCCAUCGCCGGAGCCUACGUCGCCGACGCCUUCCUCGGCCGCUUCUGGACUUUCACCGUAGCCUCGCUCAUAUACCUCGCGGGCAUGGUUAUGAUAAGCCUGGCCGUCUCCCUGAAGCCACUGCACCCGCACUGCACGGCGGACGGUGACUGCGCCCCGGCGACCCGGCAGCAGGUGGCCUUCUUCUACGCGGCGCUUUACACAGUGGCCAUCGGCGCGGGCGGGACCAAGCCCAACGUCUCGACGUUCGGCGCGGACCAGUUCGAUGAUUUCGACGCGCGGGAGCGUGAGAUCAAGGCUUCCUUCUUCAACUGGUGGACGUUCAGCACCUUCACCGGCGGCCUCGUCGCCAUGCUCGUCCUCGUUUACGUGCAGGAGGAGGUCGGCUGGGCCGUCGGGUACGCGAUUCCAACGGUCGGCCUUGCCCUGUCUCUUGUGCUGUUCUAUGUGGGCAUGCCGUUCUACCGGCACAAGCCUGUCAGACGGAGCACGGCGGCAGGCCCGGCAAGACUGAUCGGCAAGGUGCUCCGGGCAGCCUAUUCGAACCGAGGUUGUCAGCUCACCGGGGAGCUGAACGAGCAUGACACGGCUGCUGCCGGGAGAGGGAACGGGAAGCGGCUUCUACUCCACACGCGGGAAAAUUUCAGGUUCUUGGACAAGGCGGCCAUGGUGUCAGACAGUGAGACGGCGAGGCAUGCGCCAUGCACCGUGACCGAGGUCGAGGAGGUGAAGCUCAUAGCCGGAAUGAUGGUGGUAUGGCUGGUUACUCUGGUGCCCUGCACCAUCCCGGCGCAGGUGAACACCCUCUUCGUGAAGCAAGGGACCACCCUGGACCGCUCCCUCGGGGCGGUCCGCAUCCCGGCCGCGUCCCUCGGCAGCUUCAUCACCAUCUCCAUGCUGAUCUCGAUCCCGAUCUACGACCGCGUGCUGGUGCCGCUCCUCCGGCGGCGCACCGGCGACCCGCGCGGCAUCACCCUCCUUCAGCGCCUCGGCGUCGGCUGCAUGCUGCAGGCUCUAGUCGUGGCCUGCGCCUGCCUUGUCGAGGUCAGGCGCAUGCGCGUGAUCCGGGAGCGCUCCAUCCACGGCCCCCACGACACGGUGCCGAUGAGCGUCUUCUGGAUGCUGCCGCAGUACGUGCUCCUGGGCGUCGGCGACGUGUUCAACACCAUCGGCGUCCUCGAGUUCUUCUACGACCAGUCGCCGGAGGGGAUGCAGAGCCUCGGAACCACCUUCUACACCAGCGGACUCGGCGUCGGGAACUUCCUCAACAGCUUGCUCGUGACGCUCGUGGACCGGACCACCAGGGCGAGCGUCGGCAAGAGCUGGAUCGGCGACAACCUCAACGACUCACACCUCGACUACUACUACGUGUUCCUGCUGGUGCUCUCCGUGGCCAACAUGGCGCUCUUCGUGUGGGUGGCGAUGCGGUACAAAUACAAGAAAGAGUUCUUGGAGGACAGUGGCACGAUGCGGGCGCCCCAAGCCGAGAUCGAGAUGGUGGCCGGCGGCAAGGUAACGGCGGACUCUUCACUGGUGGUGGAGCGUGAUAAGGUGGAGGGCGUACAUGUUGCGUGA
Messenger RNA from Triticum aestivum (bread wheat), 1707 nucleotides. RefSeq names its product protein NRT1/ PTR FAMILY 5.1. Gene Ontology annotation, cellular component: membrane. The transcript is spliced from 2 exons. The record is from RefSeq and is a predicted model, not a curated record. Gene Ontology annotation, molecular function: tripeptide transmembrane transporter activity; dipeptide transmembrane transporter activity. Lineage: Eukaryota; Viridiplantae; Streptophyta; Magnoliopsida; Poales; Poaceae. The coding region runs from base 16 to 1707 and encodes 563 amino acids. Gene Ontology annotation, biological process: transmembrane transport; dipeptide transport.